UGAUGUUUUGGGGUCAACUUCCGGUUGAAGCGUUUCGGUGCCAGCUACGCUGCUACCGUUUGCGAAAGGGAUUAUUCGUAAAGACAAACGACUUUCGACGUAUACUACUGUUCAGAAAUGGAUAUACUGAAAGCUGAAAUCGCAAGGAAGAGGAAAGUCAUCGAAGAAAACAACCUUGUCGACGACUCCAAGAAAUUCUUCAAAAGGUCCGAUCUUGCACAGAAGGAACAAGAAGAAUACUUCAGAAGAUGUGGAUACAAGGUGCAGAGAGAGACUCCCGAGAGCCAGAUUGAUAAGAAAGAGGAAAAUGAGCCAUCCACCUCAGCAAAUCCAGUGUUAGGAAUGGAACCAUCGGAAGAGAAGCUGCCGAUGACGCUGUCGCGACAGGAGGUAAUCCGGCGACUUAGAGAGCGCGGUGAACCAGUUCGACUAUUUGCAGAGUCCGACUAUGAUGCUUUCCAGCGACUCAGGAAGAUCGAGAUUCUGACCCCAGAAGUAAACAAGGGCUUGAGGAAUGACCUGAAGGCAGCCAUGGACAAAAUCGACCAGCAGUACCUGAACGAGAUUGUUGGAGGGACAGAGCCAGGAGAAGUGGAUACACAGCACGACCUGAAAGUACACGAAGAAAACACCACUAUAGAAGAACUGGAGGCUCUUGGUAUAACUCUGGGAACAGGAGAUGACGUUGGAGACCAAGAGGUUAUUGACAGGUUUUUGAAGUUUCUUCUUGGUGUCUGGGCCAAGGACCUGAACAGCCGAGAGGACCAUGUGAAGCGCAGCGUUCAGGGGAAGCUGGCCAGUGCAACACACUCACAGACUGAGUCCUAUCUCAAACCCCUCUUCAGGAAGCUCAGGAAGAAGAGUUUACCAGCUGACAUCAAAGAGUCCAUCACCGACAUCAUUAAAUUCAUGUUGGAGAGAGAAUAUGUCAAGGCAAAUGAUGCCUAUCUGCAGAUGGCCAUUGGAAAUGCCCCCUGGCCUAUUGGUGUGACCAUGGUGGGUAUCCAUGCCCGUACUGGGCGAGAAAAGAUUUUCUCCAAACACGUGGCGCACGUUCUCAACGAUGAGACGCAAAGAAAAUACAUCCAGGGACUGAAGAGACUAAUGACCAUCUGCCAGAAACACUUCACGACGGUUCCAUCAAAGUGUGUCGAGUACAAUGCUCUUUAACUUCUUCUUAUACUCUCAUCUAUUCAAAGGCUCUGUCAGAUCCAUAGUAGGAUUCUUUUCAUAGCAGCUGAAUUGCGGGUUCUGGUCUGAUUAAAGUGUGGUUGUGGCAGAAAUGUCUCAAAAUCUUGUGUAUCAGAGGCCUUCAAGUACAUAUACAUUUCACAGGGAAUCUGCAUAAUUACGAUUCGGGAAAUUUGGGAAAGACCUGUUGUCAGAUUAAGCUGGAAAAGACUCAACAGCAGUCGACUCUUAAGAUUUUCCCUUGUGAAUUACUGGGAAAGCCAAUCAUUCCCUUUAUGUUUGCGGAUACUCUGAGAAUUCAGAACCAUUUCUGCAGGAAUGUUGAAAUGCUCUCGUUCUAGGCUUCUGUAAAAUCGUUUUUCUUUUAAUACUGGCUUACUUAAGCUUUUCAGAGAUUUGUUUUUCAUGAUGUGGCAAGCAAAAAGAGUCUUUUGCCAAGGAAGCUGCAUUAGUGUAAGUUUUAUUACAUCUGAGAUAUUACAGUUGUUAACACUCGGUUGACGUGCUGUAACCACUGCAGAGUCCGUUUCCUGUGCAUGUUUGUGUUGUUACGUUUUCAGCACAUAAUGAAACCAAUCAGUGUGUCUCUGAGAAAAAAUAAAGUGUUGUUAAAUACCA
Messenger RNA from Scophthalmus maximus (turbot), 1809 nucleotides. RefSeq names its product PRP18 pre-mRNA processing factor 18 homolog (yeast) (gene prpf18). Bases 118 to 1170 code for a protein of 350 amino acids. Lineage: Eukaryota; Metazoa; Chordata; Actinopteri; Pleuronectiformes; Scophthalmidae. The transcript is spliced from 11 exons. The record is from RefSeq and is a predicted model, not a curated record. Gene Ontology annotation, biological process: RNA splicing; generation of catalytic spliceosome for second transesterification step. Gene Ontology annotation, cellular component: U4/U6 x U5 tri-snRNP complex; U2-type post-spliceosomal complex; U5 snRNP.